This is a messenger RNA of Oryzias latipes (Japanese medaka), 10038 nucleotides long. NCBI's taxonomy places the organism in Eukaryota, Metazoa, Chordata, Actinopteri, Beloniformes, Adrianichthyidae. The record is from RefSeq and is a predicted model, not a curated record.
GUAUCAAAAGGUUGUGAACGGAUGUCAUGUUUUAUUCAAACAACAAGGAUCUAUUAGAGUCUGAUCUUCAGUACAAGUCUUAGUGAAGGUGAAUCCUUCUUCCAACGCGGCAGGUCUAAUUUAUUUAUUAGAAAUGAUUCAAUGAUAAAACGGUUACAUGAAAAAAAGAGACUAUGUGGAUUGUACAGGCAUGAAAUAUGAUUUUUUAACAGCUGAGGACAAAUGAAAAGAAAAAUUAUUUUUAGGGACAAUAUAAUUAAACUAGAGAGCCUGUAAAGUAUUGUGGUUGUGGUUCACGGUUUGACAUCUUAUGCGUCUGGUCCAAAAUGACAACUAACAUACAUCUCUUAGUCUAUUGUUUUCUUUUUUUUUUGUAUCAACAAUCAAAGAAAAAAAACAACUCUGACAGUGCUUAGCUUUUAAACUCCUAUUAUUUGUUGACUGUUUUACCCCUGUGCAAAAAGUUAUGCAUCUUUUACUUAAAACUUCUCUGAACUAUCUUGUGUUAACUAAACCAAUGUGGAACACGUUUCCAUAACUCUGUUGAAUAUAUACAACGUUUCAUUUCUUAGAUUGCACGUAGAUAUAAUAUUUGGGAAAUAUAAGAUUUGUAAACCAAUUUGAUACAAUUUUUUAGUGCUAUGAAUAAGAACAAUAGAAACCGCAUUAUUGUUAAACUGGUGGUAAUAACAUGAUUUGGGCCAGUUUUUCUGUUACUUUGGCAUUAGAUGCAGUAGGUAUACUUAAGAUGUAAACUAUCUGUGUUGAUUAUUUUCCCUGAGAAAAGCAGGCUCAAUCUACUGUAUUUUUCCCCAUCAGAACUUGUGUGAACAUUCUGUGUUUGCUUAUUAAUUUAACACUUUGGGAUCAAUUAUAGUAGAUGUAUAAAACAAAAACAAAAAAACUAUUUUUUUUUCUCAAUGUAGCCGCACCCUGCACACUAAGACUGACAGAGGAAAGCAGGAAUACACAAAGAUUUGGAAUAUCAGGGGCAGUGAGAGUGCGCGCCUGCUCGCGCGGCUGUUGCGCGGGUUCGAUGGUUUCCUUUGGCCCCUCCUCGAGAAGCAGAGAAACGCAGCCGGGGUUCCGGUGGACCAAUCGGGUUUGCCGGUAAUAUUUUAGUGUGGAGAGAGAGUGAGCGGAUGAUGAGCCGUCGCUGGUAGUCCUUGCUGCUGCUGCUGCUGCUUCUCCAUCAUCUUCCAUCCAUCCUUCCUACGAGCAACGAGCCGUGGAAUAAGCGUCAAACACCGAGGACGAGUCGCAUGAUCGAGAGCGGACAGAUUGACUGGAAGCUUUUUGUUUUGCCGGCCCCUUCUGCAUAAAGACAUGGAACCCCAUUUCCUGAUGAGACUGUGGUGAGACUGGUGCAACCCUGUCGCGCCCUCAGCGCCCCCUUUCGGCCCGGGCAGCCCACCAUGCCCCGGCGCCUAUGAAAGGGUACCAUGUCAGCCGUAGCAUGUCCCAGCAUUCCUCUGGUGGUGGUGGAGGAGGCCCUUGUCACUGCUCCCCGGAAGACUGCGAUGGCCUGGGUAGAGACUACUACCAAGGGCACAGCGAUGGGCACUACUACCCCACAGGAGGUCCGGCAGAGGCUUUGGCCCUGGAGAGGCAUCACUCCCACUCACAUUCACACUCGCACAGUCACUCUGGAGGGGGCACGUUCCCUCGCUCCCACCCCAGCCACCACCCAGCUCUCCAUUCGUUUGACUCUUGCGAAGAGUGCCUGUCCUCAGUCCACGGAGGAAAGAUGCACCGCAUCCCCCCCAACUUGAUAGAUCAGUUAGAUAAGCAGGGUCCGUUCCAUCCUGAUGGCUUCCACACACUGCAGUACCAACGCACGGCAAGUGGGGGGGCCGAGCAACGCAGCGAGAGCCCAUCCCGCAUCCGCCACCUGGUCAACUCUGUCCAGCGCCUCUUCGCAAAGUCCCAUUCCCUGGAGGCUCCAUCCAAAAGGGAAUACAACGGCACAAGGGGAGCCGGAGACUACCGAGGGGAAAGAGGCGGAGGACACAGGAGUGCAGGGGAAGAUGGCCACUACACAGGCCACCAAUCUCGCUCCACCCGGAGGAGCAAGUCCCGGGAACGUAGCAAGAGCGGAGAUUCACGGCAUGAGUCCGGCCGCCGCCACCGCAGCAGGACGGCAGGCUGGUGGAGCUCUGAUGAUAACCUGGACAGCGAUAGCAGCUUCUUGGUCAGUGGGGGUAGACGGGGGUAUCCCAGUGGGCAUGAAAGCCUUGAUGCCGCCAUUCAAGAGCUCACCACAAAGAAGCCAAAGGAGCGGGGCGGCGGGGCGGGCUCUGGAGAGUGCGUGGCCUGCACCACAAUUGCCCUUGCAGGGGGGGAGGGAGGAGGUCAUCAAGGACACCAUGGUCAUUCACUGAAGAGGAGCACAUGGUCAUCCAUGACAGUGAGUCAGGCUAGGGAGGUAUAUCCAUCAACUAGAGGAGGAGGUUAUGACAAAGCCCUGGUUCCCAUGGAGAGCAAACUGAAGGAGAGAACCCUCCACUACCUGCAGGUCCCCUCGGAAGACUGGGGAGGGGGAUACGGCGGCGGGGCAGCAGACAGUGGAGGAGAGAUACCGUGCCGACGAAUGCGGAGCGGCAGCUACAUCAAGGCCAUGGGUGAUGACGACAGUGCCGACUCGGACGCCAGUCCUAAGGCCUCGCCCAAGUCCACCCUGAUUGCUCAGAGGGAGGCCUUUAGGCGCUCUGUUAGCAUGGAUCAAAGUUCCAGGUUCUCCUGUAAGCAGUGCACAGACUCCCACCCCAUCAGCCGCCCAGCGCCCAAAGCCCACGCCCGCUCCCGCAGCUACACGCGCUCUCUGACCAGCUCCCAGCUUGGAGACGCCCUGAACCAUCAGUUUGAGACGGUCUGCGAGACAAUGUUUGGGGAGGUGGAGUCUCAGGCCGUGGAGGCCCUAGAUCUUCCGGGUGUGUUCCGUACCCGCAGCCACAGCUACGUCCGCGCCAUCCAGGCCGGCUGCUCCCAGGAUGACGACUGCCUCUCCGUCUUCUCCAUGUCGGGCCCCCAGGGAAGCAUCAAGGCGGGGGCCGUCUUUCCGUAUCGUAAAGGUGCUCCUCCUCCGCUCCCACCUCGCAUGUCAAAGUCUUCACUCUCCGUGCGAGCUCAGAGCAGCACCGAGUCCACCCAGGACGCCUACUUUCAGGGUAGCGGGCAGAUGGCCCCAGGCUCCGGUCCGGGGCGCCCCAAGCACCACAGCAACUCCAUUGAUCUGGGAAGCUCCGAUGGGCCCUCAAGUCGCACGUCCAGAGGAGGCUACUACACAACCAGCGGUCCCGGGCGUUACCGCCAGCACAGUAACUCUGCAGAGAGCCUAGAUGGGUUCAGGGGUUCCAGAGAGCUGGUUCCCUAUGGAGGGGGUCCUGGUGUGAGGACCAAGCAUAGCUGCUCAGCCGACAACCUGCUGGAGGGGCCGCCAAGGCCGGCUAAGGAGAGGAUUGGAGGCAGCCUGGGGAAGUCGUCCUCUCUGUCUCAGAAUAACAUGAUUCUGAGUAAAGAUGACGGGCGCGGGGGCAGAAAGUGGAGGCCUUCCAUAGCUGUGCAGGUGGACAGCUCGGAGACGCUGUCAGACUCAGACAUGGAGGGGAAGGCUCUCACAGAGGUCCACUCCAUAGGAGUCCAGGUGGAGGAUGAGAAAAGGCGAGCCCGUUUCAAACGCUCCAACAGCGUGACCGCGAGCGUGCAGGCUGACCUGGACCCUGAGGGCUUCCCGGGGCUCAGCAUGGCAGUGCCGACGCAGGACAAGAGUCUUCAGUUUGGCUGCUCCUUUCAAAGGCACUCGUCAGAGCCAGAGUCCGCCAGUCAGUACACAGAGUGCCACCGCACCGUCCACACACAGGGACAGUGGGCCUACCGAGAGGACCUUAUCCAGGGAGGGUACACCCCUGAGGCGUGUCAGGCGGAUCCACGGCCCCACCAGCACCCUCACCUCCCUCUUCGCUCCCACUCUCCUCUGCCAAUUUCUGCUGAGCGUGCGUGGGCCGGGACCCCAUCUCUGGAGGGUCCGCGAAGCCUGCCGGACUCGGGCCGAGCUUCACCCUGCAUGAGAGAUGGGGAGUUCUUCUUGCGCCUCCUGCAGACUGAAGUAGAGAGGAUGGAAGGAUGGUGCCAGAACAUGGAGAAAGAAGCUGAGGAGAAUGAACUUCCUGAGGAGAUUCUUGAGCUGAUUCGAAAUGCGGUUGGCAGCGCACAGAUCCUUAUGUCCCAAAAGGUUCAACAGUUCUUCCGGCUCUGCCAGCAAAGUGUGGACCCAUCGGCCUACCCUCAGCCCACAUCUCAGGACCUGGCUUCCUUCUGGGACCUGCUCCAGCUCAACAUAGAGGACAUCAGGGUCAAGUUUCAGGACCUCCUGCGGAUCAAGGACUCUGGCUGGAGACUCCCACCUGAGAAGAAGGAAGAUAAGAAGCUUCCUCCCCCAUUACCAAAGAAGCCAGCAGGUGGCGUGAGCGGCAGCCUCCGAGCCGACAGUGUGGGGGACGGGGGCGCAGGAGGUGGUGGUGGCCUGGUGGUGCCGCGAGUGGGAGGGCACACCUUACCCAUCAGGGAGAAAUCGCUGGACCUUGGGGACCGUCAGAGGGUGGAGGCGCGGAGGCGGCUGCUGCAGACCAAGCGCACCGCCUCCUUCAGGCAGAACUCAGCCACGGAGAGCGCCGACAGCAUCGAGAUCUACAUCCCCGAAGCCCAGACUCGACUUUGAACGCACCCUCCUCCCUUACCGAGUUAGAUCUUCUGCAGGUUGUUGCCGUUUCUCCCGUGAGAGGUUUCCAUCACUUCUCCCACUUAUGAAACAAGCAAUGGCAGCCAUCGUAGUGUCUUGAAAUUCUGACAUUUUAACACAGAGGCCUAGACCUUAAGUGGUAGCUAGCAGACGACUUGCUGACAGUUUUGGUUGCAGAAUUUCUUUCUUAUGGUUUUGUCCACUUUUUUUAAAAGCAGAGGGUCUCACCGUAGUAGCAUGCAUGUGCGUUUUCACUUAGAGCAUCUCCUUCACAGAAGAUAAAGGGCUUUACUGGCACAAGACCUCUAACUAACUCCCUGAUGCCAUUUUCAACAAAAUGACAUCAGUGUUUCACUUCUGACUCCGGACUUCCUUUGAUCUAUACUUUCUGAUGCUGCCGAUGGAUGGAUCAGAGUGGAAUAUUAUCCGGUUUCCACAAGGUCAGGAAGGGUCAUGCAAACCACAAAGACUCCGAAGUACCAUCAGCCAAAGUUGAACUGGCAUUUCGCUCACUUUCACCGCUCCCGUCUUUUCUGCAGACUCCUCUCAGCAGUGAGGCUCAUUGAAUGUGCAAGUGCUGUUCAUACAUAGAGUGCACACUCACGUUUGCCAAAAAAGAGCUUUUGCAGUGUAGCAUCACAGCCUCCGGCGUCAGAGGCACUAAGUAGAACCUUUUGCUUUUAGCGUUGUCUCUCUGAAGUGUAGGAUGUUUUGAGGAGUUUGUGGAGCGGAUUUUUUAUUUUGGUUCUUUUGUGUUUUUGGGAUGCUUUCAGGACUUGGUGGAGCAAGCCACAUUCUCACUGUGAAACUGAAGUGCCACCAAGUGGUCGAACAAGGACUGAACUAACAACAGUGGUAAAAAAGUUGUCAGGAAUUAUCAGACACUUUAACAGAAACAGCCAUGAGGAGAGGAUCAGUUACUUAUAAAUGUCUGUUCAGUAUUGCUUUAGUGACCUGCUGUUUUGUUAUCUUGUAAGGGAGCCACUAAUUACAAGGUUUUUCCUGUCAGUAUCCACCUAUAAAAAAGAGAAGUGCAUUUAUCUUGAAACCACAAGUUACACAAGAAAAAAAAGUUGUAUUUUGGAGGGUUUUUGUGGAAAAAAAAUCAACAGAUAUAUUAUGUAAAAGAUCCACUGAAUUCUGAUUUUUGCGUUCUUUUCCCAAUCAAUCGGAUAUUGCGAUGCUUUUUUUUCCCCUUGACUAAAGUUAGCACGAGUCCAGGUAGUCUGAAGGGGUCCGGUUUGAGAACCUGCACUCCAGGUAUUUUGUAUGUUUCUUUUGUAGAGAUUUGUGUGACUGCACCGGAUCUAUGGAACAGAGUUCCCAAUCUGCCAUUUCCAGCGGAGAAAUCCAACAAACACAAAGUCUCACAAUUUUUAAGCAUGACCUUUUUUGGAUGGAAUGUGUUGGCAAAAUGGGAUAUUUUAACGGGAGAUGUAUAUUUUAUAAUAUAAUCAACAUUUCUAGAUUAGUAGAGAUUAUCUAGUCAUAUAUCAAAUGUGAAAUACUGCAGUAUUAUUAUGAUAGAUCAUAGUAAUGUGUGGCAUAUCCAGACUCAGUACAAGUAAAAAAAGAAUUUUAAAUUAUUAUCUUGAAAUUGUGAGUCAGGUUUACAGGGUAUAACUGGCAAGAAUGCCAAGUAUAAUCCUUCUUAGGCCUACUAUGUAUCUGUGUGGUUCUCACAACACGUACUGUUGUUUCAGCUCCUGCGUUUCCUCUUUAGAACCGACUACAUGUGCCUAACCAGCUAUAUGUGGGGGUUUCUUGCGGACACAGUUUACACUACGAAUAUAUAGAGAUUUGUAAAUAGAUAUCUGCAGAGAAUAUUCUUCAAAAUGUUUUUAUCGUACCUGCGUAUCUCCCACACCUGCAAUACACACUAAAGACUGGCACAUUUUGUUAAUAUUAAUACUGCAUGUUUUAAGACAGCCUCCUUUGAGUAAUUUUACUCGAUAGCAAAAUUUGUAGGCUCUAACAAUCUUUUUUUUGUGCGUGAUCAAUGAAAGAAAUGAAUUGUAUUUUGCAAAAUGAGUCCUUGAAUGACUUUCUUUCAGAGAAAAAGAGACGUCCCUGAAACGGCAAGGGGGUAGUUUGGAUUUUGAACUGCGAUUUCAGAAAAUCUUUUUGUGAAACGAGCUGCCCUGAUAGGAAAAAGAAAAGAAAAAAAAGGGGGAAAUCACAUCCAUAACAUCUGCAGCAGCGUGGGCCGCCGCAUCCUCGCUCUGGUUACCCCCAAACCUGAUGGCGGCUCGGUGGGGUUCGAUGCAGCCCUCAUCAAACAAAGCACAAAGAACUGCUUUAAUACUGUUUUGCCACUGUGAAGGACCUUUGGCUCCGCCCUUACAAUCCUCAGUCCUGCGCGAGGGGACGGCAAGGAGUUUCUAUGUCAAGUUGGCCUUUAGACACACCGGGAAUCAAUGAGGCUUUUGCUGGAUUCACAGUAGCAACUUCUUCAUUUAAGCUGACUUUUACCUUUUUACUUAUCACAAGUUGAGGUGUCAGUUAGCCACCUUGCCUAGAAACAGGUCCACUACAAACACAGCUUUUGGUUGUUUGUUGGGUUCAUGUGCACAGUGUAAACCCGGGGUCAAUCACGAUUUCAGUGCCCACCGAGACAGCAGACAGACGCUGAUCUGAACUCUUUCUGCUCACUCUUGAAGUGCAUAAACCCACAGUGGACAACCAACAGUUCACUCAGAGUACCUCACUUUCUAGCAUCAGUGUCUUCUAUGGCCACCCAAGUCCCUGUCUCCAAAGGGUUCUGCAAGACCACGACAACACCGAAAAUUCAGGGCCACAAACGCCCCACAGGCAUGUUGUUCGUGCUCUCCGAGCGAAGGGAGGUCCUCUUCCAGGUGUUUUUCCCAGGCUGAAGAGCAGCGGGGGCCGUGGCAACAAUGUCUGUGUGUGUGCUGUAUACUGUGCAACAACCAAGACCUGGAAAAGGGUAGCAGCAGCAGAUUUGAGUUUUCAUUUGACAUUCUUGUAAGGCAGAGCUGCUCUGGAGGAGAAAGCGAAUUUAUAUGGCAGCGGGGGAAACUAAGAUGCAGCUUCUGAACCUCUAAAGACCUCUGAGCAUUUUACUGCUUUUCUUUGUAUAAUUUUAACCAAUGAAACAUUUCUGAUCUGAUUUGUGACCAUUGCUGCAGCCUUUUGUGCGCUUUUCACAAACUAGCACAAACAUUCAUGUCCUCAAAAACGUGUAAAAACUAUUUUGAGCUGUCGUUCUCGUGACAUUACUCUCAAAGGCCAUGAACAAAGAUUUAAAUGCACACUGCAAAGACAACGAAGGGCUAUUGCAGAAAACACAUGAAGCACAACUCCCUUCAGUCUAAUGUAUAACACAUGGGAGAGUAGCAUACUGAAGGCUUUAAUGAAUACUUCCGCCACGCUUCCCCCUUUGCCUCCAGAGCAGCUCGAACCCAUGCAGAUGUUUGACUAAAACUCCAAUGUGCCUUCCGCAGUGAGGUGCAAGUCUUUGCGUGUGUGCUUACUGACGACAAUUUGUGGCUCUACAGGACACACGCCGACAACCACCAGGAUCAGAGAACAGAGCAAUUACUGUGUAAUUAGCAAAAAAUAGAUCCAUUUAAAUGCCCUGCCCCCAUCAUGUUUACAAAAAUGUAAAUACCUGCUACAAAUGGACAUUGCUCUACUCUAUAUUACAUAUAUUGUUAUUACAAUAUGAUUAUUGUCAUUAAAAGGAUAAAUUAUUGCCAUUAUCUUCGUCAUCGAACAUGGUGUUGUCAUUUAUAGCAAUGGGUAAGCGACCUAUUGAGGAGUGAGUUUUGUGUACAGUCAAAGAAUUACUGCUUUAGUUCAGAGUUAGUUGAAUAAACUGCUGCUAUGGAGGAGAUGGGUGAAAGAAAUGUGACAUUUUUCUUUGUCAUUGGAAGUUGUGAACAUCUGAGCCAUCACAUCUGCUUUGAUUCCACUCUAAACAGAAGGACAGAGAACAGAGAACCGUAUUUUACUCUAUAAUGUAGCUGUAGACAAACUAGCACUCUGGUCUGUAAUCGUCCAUCUCGUGUUACCUCGCAGAACCCCAUGGUUCUUUUUUUAAUCACACACAUUAGCCACAUCAGGCUGUUUUGUAUGGCAAGCGAAAAGGAUCAUCAUACAUCAGAAUAAAACGUAUAAACACAGCCUGUUUACUAUCAAAAAGACAGUUUUCUUUACAUAAAAGGAAAACUCAGAAUUCAUUCCCUACUCCUACAUUCAUCCCUACAAGUGGAGAGUUAUCGAAAAAACAUAGUGUCUUUAAAUCCGGUCAUUACUACUUGAUGAAGUCAUGAAUAGUCGCCGGCAAGCUAGGUUAGUGCACGGCUGUCAGUGCUCAGAAAAUACAAAAGAACUUUAUAACUUUAAAAAGUCAUGCAAAAACAAUUUACAGUAAAUAUAUUUAAAAGUACACUUCUGUGCUUCAGAGGACACCCACAUGAAGAAAUGCGUUUCUCCUCCAUGCCACAUCGCGUUCUGGCGGAGGGAUACAUCCUACAGCUCACCCCAAAAAAAAAAAAAACCUAGUCCGGAAACCACUGCAGCUCCAAAUGCCCCUACAAUUUGGAGCAAUAAGGAGCAGCCAGAGGGUUAGGGAAUGAAUUCAGAUUCUGUCGUAAUGCACGCAUCUUUUGCGUAGUCCCAAGAUGCAUUUAAAAACCUGUUAUUUUUCUCCACUUAAGUGCAUGUAGAAAGUGAAAUUCUAUUCUGUGUAAAAACACAUGUUUAAUGUUCAUGUUAGCAUACAAUAGAAUGCAGCUAAUUUACACGCAGCAACAAUGGCGCUUUCUGUGUGAUAGAACACUGCCUUUUAUGUCACGUUUUAAGAUGCUGUUUUUCAUUGCUGUUACUGAUGUUUUUUUGCAACGUCUACCUGACGUACCGAUUCUUUUCACUUGCCAUAGUUGCUGAUUGGUUAGGAUCAGGAUGGUUACUUGUACUUUAAAAUGUUUGGCUUUUAUUUCUUUCCUUUCCAAAUGAAGAAUUGACUAAAACGUAGCAAAAUGAGUCUCUAUGAAGCAGAAAAACAAACAAAGAUUGGCAAUGGAGGUUGUUGCACGACUGCAGUUGUGAUUUGUUCAUUUUAUUUUAUGAACGGGAACUCAAUUGUUGGUUUUCUUCUGUUUUAUGGAUGCAGGGGUGUCAAAAGGAGCCUGUCUUCUAACACUGUAGCCCAGAGAGUUGGCACACUGUGACAUGGUUUAAACAUAGAAUGUAACACUGUCAAUGUUGUCAAAACAUUUUCUAAUGGCCAACAGUAUUAAUGAUUACUAUAAAGAUAUUUUAGCGAGUUAAAGGAA